Humulus lupulus (European hop) is the source of this 2515-nucleotide messenger RNA. RefSeq lists its product as uncharacterized. The record is from RefSeq and is a predicted model, not a curated record. The coding region runs from base 34 to 2394 and encodes 786 amino acids. The transcript is spliced from 8 exons. Gene Ontology annotation, molecular function: protein binding. Lineage: Eukaryota; Viridiplantae; Streptophyta; Magnoliopsida; Rosales; Cannabaceae.
GAAAAGGAAUCACGUCUCUAUCCCAUUAGCGAUAUGUAUCGACCAAAUGCAAUUGUUAGUGAGUUACUUUACAGUAAGAAUGGCUACGAAAAAUGGAGUAUUCAGAUGAAAACAUACUUUAUUGGCGAAGAUCUCUGGGACAUCGUGGAAGCUGAUGAGCCUACGGUUCAUGCUGCAACAAAUGAUGAUGAUGGUGAUACUGAAUCUGAAAUUAAGGCUUGGAGGAAAAACAAUGCUGUUGCUCUUCACGCAAUCCAGAUUUCAUGCCAGGGACAUGCUUUUACUCUCAUUCAGAACAUCAACUCUGCCAAAAUUGCUUGGGACACUUUGGCAGCUAAUUUCGCUAAGAAGUUGGAUGAGGACUCCAAGAAUCCCAAGAGUAAGUUUGAUGAUUCUGAUGAUGAGUUCGACGAUGAUGAAUUUGAUGAUGAUGUCGACGAUGAUGAACUUAACUUGAAGAAGAACAAAUCAAAUUUUCCAGCAAAGAGUGAAGACUUUCACCAGUUUGAACCGCUUCUCAAAGCUGUGAAGAGUGGUGAUUGGAAGGCAGCGAAGAGCUUUCUUGCCGAACAUCCCGAGGCAGUGAGAGCAAGUAUCACUUGUUCCGACAAGAAUGCACUCCACGUCGCAGUGGCUGCUGGACAUUUUCAUAUUGUGGAGAAGUUGGUCCAAUUGAUGACUGAAGAAGACCUUCUUAUGCAACGGAAUGAUGGUUUCACUGCUCUUGCAAUUGCAAUCGAAAUCGGAAACACUUCCAUUGCGGAAUGCCUUUUUAAUAAGAACAAAAAGCUAUUGAGGGUUCAUGUAAUUGGACGCCUUCCAGUUGUAUAUGCUGUUCUGUGUGGCCAAACCCAUAUGGCUCCUUUACUCUAUUCAGUUACACCGCUUGAAGAUCUAAUGUUGGAAGAGAAUGCCAAGCAAGGCUCUGAACUGAUUUCUCUAUGUAUACAAAGGAAGCAUUUUGAUAUCGCCUUGAAUUUGCUGGAGCAUUGCCCACGUUUGGCAACUACUGCUUAUGCUCAAUGGAAAUCCCCAGUGGUGGCAUUAGCAAAGUCCGCAGUAUUAGCUAGUUUAGGCCAGUUGAACUUUUGGCAGCGUUGGAUAUAUAACUGUAUACAGGUGCCUGACUGUGCUAAGAAUCACGUUUCUCUUGAUGUCCAAAACAUAAACGACAGCCAAUGUGACAAGGACAUAACUGUGAUUACCUCUGCGGUCUUUCAGCGCUUUGGGCUGGGUGGUCCGCUGGCAAACAUGGUUUCAUUUCUGCUCAAACAUUUAGGUGUGAAGCAUAUAUAUGAAGUAAAACUGGACCAUGUUCAGGCCCUAGAACUCCUGACCCGCAUGAGUAAGGUGAUAGAAACUACGUGGGAUCUUAAGCUAAUUAGGGAUGCUGGUGUAGAUUUUGCUAUGACACAGGCUGUCUAUAAUGGGAAUGUUGAGUUUAUUAAAAGCAUGGCAAAAGCCAAUCCAGAACUUGUGUGGACUCCUUAUACAGCAAAAAAUAUUUUUUCACUUGCCAUUCAACUUCGUCAAACAGAAGUUUUUAGUCUUAUAUAUGGACUCCAUAAUAAAGAAGUAGUACUAGCCAAUUAUGUAAAGCCACUGCCCCAACUGCCAAAGCUGCCACCUAUGCAAAUGCCAAUGCUAAAGCCGCAAAUGAUGCCUCCGCCAAUGCCAUAUUCACAUCCUGCAGGUUCAAAUUAUAACUCUAGAUUAGAUGAUCUCAUCCCAGGCCCAGCAUUGCAACUGCAGAAAAAUCUACAAUGGGAUCAGGAGGUGGACACAAUUUUUCCGCAAUCAACUCGUGAGUCUUGUAUCAAUGGAAAUAUGUUGUCAAAUGGCUUCUUUAUAAAGAGAGACUACAAGAAUUUGGUGAUGGAUGGAGAAAAGUGGAUUAAAGAUAUAUCGCGUUCUUGUAUUGUUGUGGCUGCUCUCAUUGUUACCAUCAUGUUCAUUUCUGUCUUCAUACUAUGUGGAGGAAAUAACAAUCAAGACAAUGCAGGUGUCCCAGUACUCGUAAACAGAAAAUUCUCCAAAGUUUUUAUUAUAUCGGAUGCCCUAUCACUCUUUUCUUCAACAAUUGCAGUACUAGUGUUCUUGGGAAUUCUCACAUCGCGUUAUGCAAAAGAAGAUUUUCUUAUAUCCUUACCCACAAAGAUGAUAAUAGGCCUUUCCACUCUUUUGUUCUCUAUAGCAACCAUGAUGAUAGCCUUUUCUGCUGCUCUUUCGACUAUGCUUCAUCAAGAUUCAAGAAUGGGUACCACAGUCAUUUUCCUUUCAAGUAUUCCAGUUACCUUGUCACAUAUGUGGAUGCACUUUCCUCUUCUAGUUGAGCUUUUCAUGUCAACUUAUGGACCUAGUAUCUUUAACAGAAAUGCCAAGCCAUGGUUUUAACUAUUAGGACAUUUAUAUUUGAGUACUGGUUCAAGACUUGUCUAGUUGAAUUAAUCACUUCCUAGUGCUUUUAAAGUGACAGACAAUGGCUACUUCAGUUAAUCUUAAUAAGCUUUAAUUA